Messenger RNA from Penicillium chermesinum, 354 nucleotides. RefSeq lists its product as uncharacterized. The record is from RefSeq and is a predicted model, not a curated record. The coding region runs from base 1 to 354 and encodes 117 amino acids. The transcript has a single exon. Lineage: Eukaryota; Fungi; Ascomycota; Eurotiomycetes; Eurotiales; Aspergillaceae.
AUGGGAUCGUCACUGGUCUAUGCGGGGAGACCACCGCCAAAGACGCUAAAGGCUGACGGCCAUGAAUCUGGACCCCUCGCCUGCGCACAUUCCCUCCAUCAGAUGCGACCUGGUGGGCAACAAUGCCCCCGUCUAACCUGCCUGGAAGGGCGAAACGAGCCAGGCGGGCGUUCCAUGACUUUCUAUGAAGAGAAACGUACAGGCUUCCCUUGCCCCGAUUCGCCCAGCCGUGGCCUGCUCGGAUAUCUGUCCUCCGAGGACUUUAUUCUGGCUUAUCUGCAAGAUGACCACUCACUGGUCCCCUCCGGUCUGUCCCUCUGGGCUCUUCUAGUCUCUGCGUUCUCCCUGGCAUAA